Messenger RNA from Epinephelus moara (kelp grouper), 1688 nucleotides. RefSeq names its product polymerase (RNA) III (DNA directed) polypeptide D (gene polr3d). Gene Ontology annotation, cellular component: RNA polymerase III complex. Bases 152 to 1315 code for a protein of 387 amino acids. Gene Ontology annotation, biological process: transcription by RNA polymerase III. Gene Ontology annotation, molecular function: DNA binding. The record is from RefSeq and is a predicted model, not a curated record. Lineage: Eukaryota; Metazoa; Chordata; Actinopteri; Perciformes; Serranidae. The transcript has 9 exons.
CGUGAGCUCAGGCUGAUGACAUUGCGGAAGUGUCAUGGUGCCGUGCGGCAUGCAUUGUCAGAAGCAGCACUAGCUCAAAACAACUUGUAAUGACUCUUCUCUUACAACUUUGGACUGAAUAUCUAAUUAGGACAUCCGAGGAUUCAUAAGGAUGGCAGAUUCAGGCUCAGGUGACCCCAGCGGUCAACGGGUGCCAACCCCUGGAGGGAGCGGUAUAGGACUGCUUAUGGGCCGCAGACCACCUGCCGCCAUCUCUACUGGUCGUCUCCCCUCAAUGCGAUCAAGAGACCUCACCCUGGGAGGAGUGAAGAAGAAAACCUUCACACCCAACAUUAUUGGUCGGAAAGCCAGAGAUGAGACAAAAGCUGAGGAUGGGCAGAGGAGGGACAGGAAGGAUGUAGGUCGAGGUCGCGGCCCGAGAGAUAGAGGCAGGGGCCGAGGUCGCCAAGAGACCAUCCAGUCCCACUCUAUCUUUGAGCAGGGGCCUGCAGAGAUGAUGAUGAAAAAGAGAGGAAGCUAUGAAAGUGAGAAAGAAGCUCCGAGUGUGGGACCUUCACCCAUCAUCAAUAUUAAAAAGGAGAAGAGAGAGACGGAGGAAGAGACCAAAGAGAUUCUUGCCAAGCUGGAGCGAGAUAACUUUAUAGACGAUCCCUUCCUGAGGAGUGAGCGGAGGAGCUGCCCCGUCCAGCUUCCCCUCGCUGUAUCAGGAUGGGGAUUCACAGAAGAAUUUUCUAACGCUGCUGUUAAAGUCGAGAAGAUGGACGAGGACAGUGAACCCAUGGAAAACGCAGUUGAAGUGAAACAGGAGCCAGAGGAAACCGAAAUAAAGAAGUCAGAGGGAGCUUUCAGGCCCCCUCCUCUCCCUGAGCCUGAAGUGCUUCCUGACCUGCUGCAUAGAUGGAGCCUGAGCAAAGGGGAUGAGCUGUUCUUCAUGCAGAUGCCUGACACGCUGCCCGGCCAGCCUCCAACCAAAGAGCUCAGGCCCACGAAAACUGAGGUGCAGUCAGAGGACGGACAGUCCGUGCUCCUGAAAACAGAGUCGCAGGAGGAGGAAGAUGAAGACAACAUGUGCAAUCUGAAAGACCUGCGGGAGGGUCUCAUAGGAAAGAUGCUGGUGCGGAAGUCUGGCCGGGUCCAGCUCAUACUGGGACAUGUGACACUCGAUGUGUCUCUAGGAGCAUCAUGCUCUUUCCUUCAGGAGCUGGUCUCUAUUGGUGCGGAGGGAAGAACAGGCGACUUGAGUGUAUUAGGGAAUGUCAAACACAAAAUGGUUUGUUCCCCAGACUUUGAGGCUCUACUGGAGAGCAACGCUUGAUGCUCGUCAGAGCAGCGGUGGUCUGAGCCUCCUGGGUGCACAUGUGAUGGUUGUGAUGUUGACAAGAUGUUCACUUUAGCUAUGGACUGUCCCUUUGGAACCUGACAUAAAAUAAAACUAUGGUGGCCGUCGAUUGUGCUUCUGUGCUUUCAGAAAGGCAUUAAUAACAUAUUAAAAUCCACUACCUAUAGAUAUGAAACAUAACAGAGGUUUUAGUUUUGUCUUGUGUAACAGGCAUAUUAAUUCAGGGUUCAAAGGUUGAAUGGCGUGCCAAAUAUUAGUACUGUUUUCAUUUCUCUAUAUCUGAGAUUACUUGACAAGGCUGUAAAUGGAUGUACAUGUGUGAAUAAAGAAAAGUUUUGUUAUUCCAAUA